Molecule: messenger RNA, 504 nt
Organism: Actinia tenebrosa (Australian red waratah sea anemone)
Lineage: Eukaryota; Metazoa; Cnidaria; Anthozoa; Actiniaria; Actiniidae
Product: fibrinogen-like protein A pseudogene
Source: RefSeq, a predicted model, not a curated record
AUGACAACAGAUGGUGGAGGGUGGACUGUGUUUCAAAGACGCGACUACGAAUUGGUGAACUUUACCCGUGGGUGGCAAGACCAUAAAACCGGUUUUGGUAACCUGAAUGGUGAGUUUUGGUUGGGCCUUGAGAAAGUCUACCGACUGACCAAGAGACAAGUUACAAAACUGCGCAUUGAUCUGGAGGCUCCAACAGGGAACAAGGGAUAUGCUGUGUAUUCAUCGUUCUCUAUCUCCGACGAGAGUGAUUUUUAUCGCCUGGGAACGAGCGGAUACUCAGGCACUGCUGGAGAUGCCCUUGCGAAUUCUUCAAAUUCAUAUUGGAUCGCCAACAACAGGAGGUUUAGCACAUUUGAUAAGGAUAACGAUGCAUGUUCAUGUAAUUGUGCUCAGGGUGGAAAAUAUGGUUGGUGGUGGGGAUGGUGCAGUAUCUCGGGCCUUAAUGGUAAAGCUUGGGAUACCUUUGGUCAAACAAUCUUCAGGACCGAAAUGAAACUGAAAUAA